AUGACUUCCAUAUCGGCACGACCUGGAACAUUGGUUGAAUCUUCCGGCUAUAUGGGGGUAAAGGAUGCCUUGAAAUGGAAAGAUAUUGAAUUAUAUAUAGUGAGACAUCCCGAAGAUCCUACGUGCCAGGUUCUCCUUAUGAGAGUCACACAGAGACUUAACAAAGGCAAGAGGAACAAAGACGUACCACCUUUUUUCACCUACACAGAACGGAACGAUAACCUGGGUCUUUGUGUUAUUCAGGAUAUUCUCGAGUAUGUCUUUCUCGCAAAUGCGUUUGCCAGUGAGCAUAUUAAAUGUCCCCGGGACAUUUGGAACCUCACAAAGAUUCCGGAACACCGGCUUAGUACCCCUAUUCACUUCAAAGAGGCUAUCAAAAAAAUUCCAAUAUUCAGAAGAGCUAUGAAGAAUAAAGAAGUUAGCUUAGCUGGGUCCAAAGAAAAAGGGACCCCAUACAAAUAUCGGAAAGGGGCUGCUAGCGAUUUAAGGCAUCUGGACGAACAAUCAAGGAAUGUCAUUAUGGGCCACCAACGGAGCGGCACAUUCGCCCACUAUGUCUCUGUUAUAAAUGAUAAUCAAUCAGCCUUUAUGGAGACACCCGCCAGAGAUGCUUUGCUUAAGCUUGCUUGCAACUCAAGCCUCACACGGGAUGCAUCCGCCCCUCAGGAUCUCACAGACCCACAAAAGAGGUCUCUUGAAAACGACCAGGAGCUCGAUCAAUUGAAGCGAGAAUGUCAAGGACUUCGGAACGACCUGAUUGCAGAAUUUCGUCAACUGAAUAAAGCAAGAUGUGCUCACGCCGGGCGAUAUAAUGCCCGAAGGAAGAAAAUUCACGACAAGGCGAAAGAAAAUGCCCGCAACCAAGUUUUUGAGAAUAUUGGGAACAAUAUCAUCGAUCAGAAAUAUCAGGGCAACCCUGUGAAAUUCGAACCGGACACGCCGCAUAUACAGCCGGAAAGAAGGGAGCUCGCGGAACUUGAAUUCAAGAACAGAGAUAUUGAAGACCGUAUCCGGUCACUAGAGCUACGACUACGACUUCACGGACUCCAUGUGCCGAAGGCCUUGCAAAAGCGAGUAAAGUUUGAGUCCAUGCCCGCUAUCAAGUCUGAACCGCAAUCAUUCCCAAUGAAGAGCGCCACUGGCCUUGAAUGUCCAGUGUGCUUAGGGGUCACCGACAUACACCCCGCAGCAAAGCAAUUUGAAUAUUCUCGGAAGGACGCGCUGCAAAAGCAUUUCAGGACCCAUAAGCUUCCACAAAUAUUUCUAAAGGGUCGUCAGUGCGAUAUCCCUGGCUGUUCAAAAGUGCUGUUAAGGCUUCCGGAGUACAUGCUGCACCAAGCGAAGUGCCACAAAAUCAUCCUUUGGAGCGGAUCGGUGCAAUCUCGUUGUUUUUCUAUCAUCGUUGAAAUGAGGCUGAAUGUGAAAGCCGCCGGGGCAUGA
Messenger RNA from Penicillium maclennaniae, 1440 nucleotides. RefSeq lists its product as uncharacterized. The record is from RefSeq and is a predicted model, not a curated record. Lineage: Eukaryota; Fungi; Ascomycota; Eurotiomycetes; Eurotiales; Aspergillaceae. The transcript is spliced from 6 exons. Bases 1 to 1440 code for a protein of 479 amino acids.